This is a messenger RNA of Daphnia pulicaria, 1145 nucleotides long. RefSeq lists its product as uncharacterized. Lineage: Eukaryota; Metazoa; Arthropoda; Branchiopoda; Diplostraca; Daphniidae. The coding region runs from base 440 to 1057 and encodes 205 amino acids. The transcript has 4 exons. The record is from RefSeq and is a predicted model, not a curated record.
CUAGUUGGCAGGUGGGGUAAGUUGGCAGUUUGCUAGUUAGGCCCCUUACAGACCAAAACAAAUCGAGCAUUUUAUACCAAAUAUGAAAGACCACCCCUAGAUGGCUCAUUCAAAAUUUCAAAAGGAUACGACGCCUCAAACAGAAGUUAUAGCAGAAAGAAAAAAAAUUUGGUCAAAAGUUUUUUUUGGGCCUCUCACAACUUUUUGUUUGUCUUAUAGUAUAGAACUCUAAAGUUUCAGAACACCUACUGUCAAACAUAGAGUAAGUGUUCAUCUUUCUUUUAAAAUAAACGUGACAGGUCUGCCUUAAACAGUUUUUUAGUUAUUGAUUUAUGAAUACGAAAAGCAGCCUGUGGGAUGAGAAAUUGUGAAAAUGUUUCACGUGAAAAUGUUUUGAAAGCCACAGAUAUGGUUAGGAAUCACAAUUGGGGAGUUGUUGAUGCUGCCUAGAGAGUUUGAAUUGAGUAGGAGUCUUUUUCGAUACCUCUCUGUGGUCUCUGCCAACAAAGAGGCUGAUGUUGACGAAGAUUCACUUCCCUUAACAUGUGGCUAUUCUUCAAGAAAGAUCUUCACUGCAGACCAAGAGAAAGGACUUGUAGCCUACAUCACCAAGGCAAGCGAUAUCUACUUUGGACUAUGUCCCAUGGAAGUAAGGAAAUUAGCUUUCAGCUACGCUACUUUUCUUGAGUGUAAAAUGCCCAAGUCAUGGGAAUCUACUUCCGCUGCUGGAAAAGACUGGUUUGGAAGUUUCAUCAAGAGGAACCCAUCUUUAUCUAUAAGGAAACCAGAAGCUACAUCCCUAGCACGAGCCAGCAGCUUCAACCAAUACAAUGUUGACUGCUUUUUUAACAACCUUGACAUUGUAUUGUUUAAAUACAAAUUAACUCCACUGGAAAUUUGGAACGUAGAUGAAACUGGAAUCACAACUGUUCAAGUUCCAGAUAGAAUUGUUGGAAGGCGAGACAAAAAACAAAUUGGAUCCCUUACAUCGCAGGAACGAGGCACAUUAGUUACUGCUGCCAACCUACCCCACCCCGUUCGGCAACUUACCCCGUAGGUGGGGCAGGUUGGCAGGAAUUUUUUUUUUGUGUUUUUCUUAUUUUCUGAAUUUGGUGUCAAUGUAUUUCAAAAAGCAAGACGAUCAA